AUGGAGAGAACGAAGGGAAGGCUGAAGCUUGAAGAUGACUCCCCAAAUCUGCUGCAACGUGUCACCAGUGUGAAGAAAACCGCGGAAAAUAAUCUCCACGAGCACGACGACUACACAAGCCCGGCGCAACGAGCCACUGCAGACAGGACGGGAACCAACGACAAGGUGAAGGGUGAAGACGACAUCGACCAUGAAAGUGGAAUGGGCAAUACCACAUACUCGAGUGAGCUUGAACGGGAUAUACUGGACGGACACGAAUCCUGGCCGGCCAUGGGGGAAGGCGAUUCUGACCGUGGUUCGAGCUCGAGUGAUGACGAUUCGUACGCAUGCGACGAAGAUGAAUCCUCCAGCCAGGAUGAUGGCGAGGGCGAGUCCAGCCGAGGCAAGAAGAAAGGUACGAAAGGGAAGAUGGGAAAACUGCCAAGAUGUCACCCCAAGACGGCGCGGGAAUACAUGGCUCGGAAGCAUGAGGUAGAGGAUGCCAGAGAAAGAAAACAACGCACGUGGCAUAAAAGAAAAAGAGCGAAAGAGAAUGAAAGGGGCGGGAAGAAGAGGGUUGUCGGAGGAGAUGCCGCAAUGGCGCACAUGGCUCGUCAAAAGAAUACGCCGCGGCCUUGCGGCGACUCGGAUGACGAACCUUCCGAGGAAGAUGGCAUGCCUCCGGCGCCGAUAGAGGCCUCAACAAAGGCGUUGCAGUUACGAUUGAUGAAGAAAAGAAUGCCCCGAGGGGCAGACACGCGACGAUCCUCCACUCAAGAGGCAGAUCUUAACGAAGCCACAGUUGUUUUCGGGCAUAGGAAGAUCGAGGCCCGUGAUGGGAAAUGGAGGCACAAAAGUAUGAGCUGCUACCUUGAAAGCUACCAACUCACUGCCGCAUCUUGGAUGGUUCAGCGCGAGCUGGGACGGUCGACGCCAUACGGUGGACUUCUUGCCGACGAAAUGGGCCUAGGAAAAACCGUCAUGAGCUUGACUUGCAUUGUCGGAAACCCGGCAGAGAAGGAAGACGUCAAGAAAUACUCGCUAACUACGUUGGUCAUCGUUCCCAACAAGUCCAUCGCCUAUCAAUGGAAAAGCGAGGUGGAAACGCACUGCAAACCACCAUUCGACAGGGCCGCCGUAUACAGCGCGAUGGAACACGGCCAGGCUGGAGCAUUGAAGAGGGUCAGAGUGUUGAUCACGACGUAUAAUGAGCUGAUGAACCAUUACCCAUCAAAGAGGCUUCUCGCGGAGCUGAAAGCCAAAUACGACACCGACAAUGUAUCGUACAAUAGGGCGGUUGACGGGCAAACCAAGUUCUUGUUCAAGACGAAGUGGUAUAGAGUCAUGCUGGACGAAGGCCACAAGAUCAAGAGCAUUCAGAGCAGAAGCACCAUGCUCUGCUGCAUGCUCGUCAGCAAGUACCGGUGGGUGUUGACAGGCACGCCACUGGCGAACUCGGUUCUUGAAUUUUUUCCAUAUUUCAAGUUUAUCGGUUGCGAAUUCACUGAGAGUCUCCAGAAGUUUCAAGCCAAGUAUCUGGCCAACGGAAAGGCGAAUGAGGAUUUUGAACGACUUGUGGCCAAGGAUAUGUAUCGCCGCACAGCAAACGAUACAUUCAUGGGAUACAAACUUGGAGAUAAUUUAAAAUCUCACCGUCACGAUCUCUGGGUACAACUGUCAGACGAAGAGACGUGCCUGGCUGAGCUCGUCGCCACUCAUUUCCAAGAAAAAAUAAUCAAAGGGCACGAAGAACGAAAGCGGAAAAGGUUGGGGAAAGCAAUUGGCGAUGGCAAUAUUCUCGAGUAUGACGUAGGACUCGAGCGUGAGACAGGACUCGAGCGUGAAGCGAGUGGCGAGACGGAAACUCGUCGGGAUGACAAGAAGAACCAUACGUACCUCAUGAUGGGAGUAUUACGCCAAGCCGUUUCACACCCUUACAACCUGGAAAAAUUUCUUCGGACUCGCGCGACGGCGGAAGAGAUCUGUCGACUUCGGGCCAAACUUGGCCAGUUUGCUGGUCGUCGAUUGAUCCUAGAGCAGAUGAAGGACGGCGACGAUGGCAAUCUUGAGAGAUACAAAUCGGGGAUUGAAUUUCUGCGUACGAAAAAGGAGGCAGCGUUUGGCGGCAAGUUUACGUGGGACGAUGUGCUGGCGAUGCUCGAGGAGGAAUCAGGUCUGAAAGAUGUCACGUGCAGCAAUUGCAAGACGAAGCCGCCAUUGAGGCCCGUCCAACUAGAAACGUGCGGUCAUUACUUGUGCGCCAACUGCCAUCUCGGUCUGAUGCACCCCGCCCUUUUGCCUUGGGGUCCGAGGAGCCAGGCGAGCAGCAACAAUAAGGUCACGCAGGAUGUGAAGUGUCGAGAGCCUGGAUGCACCUCCUCGGCAAACAUUUGCUCUUUCAAGGCAUCGCAAACGCUCGCCGAUAUAAUCCACCGUGCGAAGUCGGACAGGUUUCAGGAGCCUGGCAGAGACUCCAACAAUGUCCAUCUGUACCGUUCAGACGACGAGAAUGGGUGCUUCAUCGCAAGCGCGAGACACGACUACCCGCUGUUGCCGAGCACGAAGCUCACGGCAGCCAUGGUUGUGAUUGCCGCUUGGCUGCAUGACAGCCCCGAAGACAAGAUCAUAGUCUUUGUGCAGUUCAUCAUGACGGGAAAGGUGUUGGGGCGCAUGCUCGAAAUGGCUGGGCUGCAACAUAGCUUUCUGUACUACCUCGGACGAAUGUCGCCGGAGCAGAAGAGCAAGUCGUUGGCCGACUUCAAGAAUGACGACGGCAAGAAGAUUUUGCUGCAGAUCGCGUCAAUGCAAGGCGGAGGUCAAGGGUUGAACCUGACCAUGGCCAAUCGAGUCAUUCUCGUCGAUCCAUGGUGGAACAGCGCGGCCGAGGAACAAGCGUUUUGUCGAGUGAAGAGAAAGGGGCAGAAGAAGGGGUCGCAUUUCGUCCGAAUCCUCGUCUCGUCGAGCAUCGACACCGACAUGUCGAGUUUGCAGAGGGUCAAGUCCGAGGAGAUUGACAAUAUUUUGCAGGACAAUUUUCAAAAACCCUCGUUCUCGCAGGACGAGGAACUGCAUUGCAUGUUUUCGAAGAGCAGGCUGUGGAAGCAGAAGGCGAAGGAUUCGGGCUGCGGCGAAAGCGAAGCCGCCAACUAA
Drechmeria coniospora is the source of this 3129-nucleotide messenger RNA. RefSeq lists its product as uncharacterized. The record is from RefSeq and is a predicted model, not a curated record. NCBI's taxonomy places the organism in Eukaryota, Fungi, Ascomycota, Sordariomycetes, Hypocreales, Ophiocordycipitaceae. Gene Ontology annotation, molecular function: ATP-dependent chromatin remodeler activity; ATP binding. The transcript is spliced from 11 exons. The coding region runs from base 1 to 3129 and encodes 1042 amino acids.